AUGUUUGGUAUAGGUAAUACUAUUGGAGCUGGUAUUUUUGCACUUAUCGGUCUUGGCUCUAAAUAUGCAGGGCCAAGUUUGUUCCUUUCAUUUCUUUUUUGUGGAUUGGUAUCAUCAACGACUGCUCUUAUUUAUUCCGAGUUAUCAGCAAAGAUGCCAAGUUCUGGGUCGAGUUACUCAUAUGUUUAUAGCACUUUUGGAGAAUUACCAGGCUGGAUAGUUGGCUGGAAUUUGAAUCUAAGAUAUGGAAUAACUGCAGGGGCUUUGUCUCGUGCUUGGACUAGUUAUUUUGUUGGUUUAUUGGGAGCAAUUGGGAUAACACUUCCAAAAGUAUUGUAUUCCAUUUAAAUAUACAAAUUUGACGCUUCAAUAAUGAGUGUAUUGUUUAUCAUUAUCUGCACAAUCAUCAUGAAUAUGGGAGCAUAAUCUUCUAACAUCUUUAACUAUUCCAUAACAGUUGGAAAACUUGUAACAAUUGUCCUUAUUGUCAUUGUUGGUUUAACUUAUUUUGAUAUUAACAAUUUUGAACCUUUUAUUAUUGAGGAAAGUGGUGGAAUCUUAGGAACUAUCUAAGGAGGAGCACUGACAUUUUUAGCCUAUCUUGGUUUUGAUUUUAUAACAACUCUUUCUUAAGAAGCAAAGAACCCUAAGAAAGAUUUACCUCGCUCAAUUUUACUUACUGUCGGAAUAUGUACAUUUAUUUAUUGCAUUAUGUCAUUUUCAUUGGCUGGUGUAGCAAGAUUAGACAAACUUUAAGCCGAUACAGCAAUAGCUCUAGCUUUUGAAAUUGUUGGAAAUAAGUGGAUGGUUUUUAUAAUAUAUUUCUCAGCUUUCUUUGGAUUGACUGCGGCUACAUUUGCUCCUCUAAUGAGUCAACCCAGAAUCCUUAAAGCCUACGCAGAUGACGGCUUGUUCUUCAAGAUUUUUUCAAAGAUCAACCCAAAGACUUAAGUUCCAACUGAAGGAUCCGUAUAUAUUUGCAUCUUUGUCUGUCUAGUCUGUUUCUUUUUUAGCCUAGAGGAAAUGUCUAAAACUAUCUCUCUCAGUAUUCUUUUGUCCUAUUCUGUUACCAACGCUGCCUGUAUCGCUCAACGAUUUAGAGAGGAAACAACGAAAGUCUCCAAAUAUGAAGUUUAUAUUUGGUCCUUCUUUGUUUUGGCAUUAGCUUUUUCUUUCUCAGUGUCAUUGAGCUGGUCUAUCUAUAUCACGACUAGCCUUGGAUCUUUAACUCUAAUUUUGAUGAUUUAAUUAAUGCUCAUACCUUAGAUUAGUAUUCCAAAAGAAACUUUCAGAUGUCCCUUUGUUCCAACUAUUCCUUGCAUUGGAAUGAUUGGUAAUUUCAUGCUCUGCUGUUAAAUGGAUUACAUGACUUGGGUAUACUAUUUCAUUUUUAAUGCAAUCGGAAUAUGUUUCUAUGUUGGAUAUGGCUACAGAAAUAGCAAAUUAAAUAGAUCUCAAAUUGGUUAAAACUCAAAAUCAAUUAAUUACUGA
Molecule: messenger RNA, 1491 nt
Organism: Stylonychia lemnae
Lineage: Eukaryota; Ciliophora; Spirotrichea; Sporadotrichida; Oxytrichidae
Source: the annotation of a GenBank genome assembly